CAGUUUCCACUGUGCAGAGGAGGUGGUGACCGCGAAAAGCGCCGGCGAGCGACAGUGAAAGCGAAAUAAAGAAAAAUGGAAGAUUUUGAGAAGAAGGUUUCGAUAAAAGACUCAAUGGAGAUUGAAGGAGAAGAAGAAGGCAGCGGCGGCGGGGGCUGCAGCAGUAGUAGUAGUAGCAGUAAGAAUGAAGAAAUUCUCCAAUUGCUUCGCAAAUUCCUUGACAUUCAACAGCGUAGAGCCCAAGCUUACGCCAAGCUUAAAACGGGUUUCUCUGAGUAUAUGAAUUCAGGAGGGGAGUUGGCCUACCAGCAGCUUUGCAGCGAGAUCACAGUAAAGUUCAAAGACUGCUCGAAACAAGUCCUUGAGAUGGAAUCUCUAUUUUUAAGCCCUGAUUACUGCCGAGUUGAUCUAGCUCAGCUGCUCAGAUCCGUUCAAACACAGGAAAAGCAGAAAUUGCAUCUGACUGCUACAAUUCAGGUCUUGAAGAAGGCAGGUCGACCAUCAGAGCGUCUGGUGAGCCAUGAGAAUUGUUUAUUUAAGAAACCAAUGGAGCAUGAAUGUGUGCAUGUCCAUGAGAUAACGGAAGCAUCUGGCACAGAAGAUGCAGAAGCAAAUGCUGAGUAUGAUAAUGCUCUCAAGGAAGCCAUUAGAGGUGUGCAAGAUGCUGUAACUGCCAUUAAUGAACAUUUAGAAGAAGUGAGAUAUGAAAUUGCAGCCCUUGAAGCUGAGUAACUUCCCUAUAACAUUAUUUAAUAGUCAUAUUAUAGUGUCUGGAAGGAUUGCUAGAAUAGGUUUGGGGGUGAAAGUAAGUGUAUGUGCUUUGUGUGGUGAUGAGAGGGUGGGUUCUAGUGUACCCGAAAUUAUCAUAAUUGACGCAUUGGAUUGGUUUGUGAAAUGUAAGUGAGAUUCCAAUUUUAUUCCUUUCAAUACAUAAAUGGUUAGCUUAUAGCCUUACUUUAA
Messenger RNA from Theobroma cacao (cacao), 960 nucleotides. RefSeq names its product DNA repair REX1-B protein. The record is from RefSeq and is a predicted model, not a curated record. Lineage: Eukaryota; Viridiplantae; Streptophyta; Magnoliopsida; Malvales; Malvaceae.